Messenger RNA from Limulus polyphemus (Atlantic horseshoe crab), 2393 nucleotides. It is a transcript of the gene fabp, whose product is annotated as fatty acid-binding protein-like. Gene Ontology annotation, molecular function: fatty acid binding. Bases 137 to 535 code for a protein of 132 amino acids. NCBI's taxonomy places the organism in Eukaryota, Metazoa, Arthropoda, Merostomata, Xiphosura, Limulidae. The transcript has 4 exons. Gene Ontology annotation, biological process: fatty acid transport. The record is from RefSeq and is a predicted model, not a curated record. Gene Ontology annotation, cellular component: cytosol; nucleus.
GUUGCUCCGAUUCAUGGGAAAAUAUAUUAUGAGUCCGUUUCUGUGGGUUCCUUACUGUACGUUAGACUUUAAAGCUAAGGCUGUUUUAUGAAGGAAGAUUAAAAGUUAGAAGUUCAAUAUUAAUUUUGGUCGGAAAAUGUCUGAUUUAACAGGAAGAUUCAAAUUCUUAUCGACUGAAAAUUUUGAAGAGUUUUUAAAAGCAGUCGGUGUGGGUAUGGUGAUGCGAAAGUUAGGUUCCACUUCAAAACCAACAGUGGAAAUUUCAAAGGAAGGAGAUAAGUGGAAGAUAAAGACAAUUACAACAUUCAAAACAACAGAGAUUGAAUUCAAAUUGGGGGAAGAGUUUGAAGAAACUAGGAUGGAUGGUUCUGUUGUGAAGACAACAAUAACUCAAGAAGGAAACAAACUCAUCCAAAAGCAGCUAGGUGACAAAGAAGUGACAAUCACUAGAGAAAUCAAUGAUGAUGAGCUUAAAGUUGUUUGUACUGUAGAAGACAUUGUCUCAACUCGAAUAUACAAGAGAGAGUCAAGUUAGAAGCAAGUCUGUGGGGUGUGAUACAACUUAGUGUCACAGUGGACAAUGUAAAGCUGUCUUCUUGUUUGAAAAUUUUACAAGAUUAAAUUGUCUUUUUGUGUUCAGUAUUUUCUUUCUUUUUGAUUUAGAACAUGUUGUAACAUCUUAGUGAAUAUGGUCUUUGCUUAGAUUUGCUGUCUCACAUAGUAUUCGAAAAGAUAGAGCUUCUUAAAAGGAACUAGUGAAUUGAGCCCGCUGUAGAGAAAUACUGAAGUUUCUUAUAGGGUUCUCUGAAAACCUUGUAUAAUGCUAGUCAAACUUAAUAUAAUAUAAUGAAUAGGUAAUAAGUUUAGUACUAUAAUUUCCAAAGCACUCCCCACCCCUUAAUCCCACAUUUUUCAUGCAUCUAACCAAUUCACAUAUAAAAAAAUGUCAUCUGUUAACUGGUUUGUUGAAUAAUUUGAAACUACCUUCUAGUAUUAUCAUUGUAUUUAUUGUUACGAUGAAUUAGGUUAAUAAAAGUAUUUUAAAGUGGAAAGUAAAUGGUCAUAAUUAAGUAACUGUAAAAAUGUAUUUUCUCUUUAAAAACAAAUAUUUGAGUAACUGUAUACGAACACCGUCUUAUCUCACAAGUGUUUUUAGAGCAUCAGUUCUGGCUUUCACAUGACAUUUUUUUUAUUUCAUUAUUGUGGUAUUAAUUGUUCAUCAGAAAUACUGGGUACAUCAUUAUGUUGAGCUGACAGUGCUCAUGCUCUCUGUCUCAUCAAUCAAUGUAACAAUUUUUAUGCUAAGAAACACCAAAUGGGUCCAUCUGUUAAAUGAAGACCUUUUUUAUUAUAUUAAUGUUAAAUUUUGUCAGUGUGUUCCAACCUUAGCUACAGUUCACAGUCACAUGGUUACUAGCGGAACAGACCUUCUUCCUUUAUAUUAAGUGUUGAACUGUGACAGUGUACUUUUGUAUGUUAUUACAUCAUGUAGUGUGUUAUAGGAGUAAUUCCUGGUGAUAUAAUUUGGUAGAAAAAAUACUAAUUUCUGGUUAUAUAUUUUUCUUUACCAAAAGGUAUAUUUUAUCUUCCAGACUAUCAAGUUUUAAGAGAAAUAAAUUAUUAAGUAAUUUUAUAAUGCAGUUUUAAAAGAGUAUCGAUAUGUCUGGGGUUUAAGAUGGAAAAGGUUUCAUUCUCAUUACUAAGAUGUUACUUGUUUAGUGAAUGAUCUACAAACUGAACAGAAGUCUGUACUGAUUUGAUUAAAAACCUCAGUACAGAGAACAAAAUGAUAGCCACCAUCGCACUGCCUAACUGAUCAACUUACAAUACUGUAUUGUAUACAAUUCACAAAUCUAUGCAUGGGUAUAGACUAGGUAUGGUAUUCUUCUCCCAGCUUUUUAUAAAAUUAAUACUUGUUACUAAUUUUGAAUUCAGAUACCGUGCACACAUAAUUUUUAAGAAUCAGAGAUUUAUUCAAGUUGUAUACAGUAUAUGCAAUCUUAAAUGUGUAGAGUUUAGCCACACCCAUUAAAGUUUCAUACAUAUAUACACGUUAUGUAACAAAUAGUUAUAAAUAAAGCUUACAAUACUUCCUUCUGCUAGUGCAAAUAUAAGCUUUGUACAAAUGACUUGGUUACAGAUUUAGAGAGAAAAGCAAAAUAUUAAACUUUGGUAUGCAUGGUUAGUGAAUUUAGUGCUUUUAAUAAAGAACUAUGUUGUAGAAAUAAUAAUGAAUUUAUAAAACACAAUAUAUUAAAUCACAAGUAUGAGAAAUAUCUUGUGUGAUUAAUACAAUAUCUUUGGAUUGUACUGUCUUUUACAUGCAAGAUUAUCACAGUCUAUAUGUUACUCAGGCAGCAAUACUUCUUGGUUGGAAUAAAUAUAUGUGUAUA